Messenger RNA from Lymnaea stagnalis (great pond snail), 1122 nucleotides. The record is from the annotation of a GenBank genome assembly. Lineage: Eukaryota; Metazoa; Mollusca; Gastropoda; Lymnaeidae.
AACAUCCUGGCUCUGAUCGUAUUCUUGAAAACUGGCAUUGGUGAUGGCAUCUCGGUAUCUUUCUUCUCAAUCACAGUUUCUGACCUGAUUUGUCUUGCGACGUUUCUGGUCGCCACGCUGUUGGGGCUGCUGGACCUCACCUUCCAGGUCAAGCCUUACGUCAGCCUGUACUGGGUCAGUUAUGUUCUACCUUUUUACGGCCUCAUGUUCUACAACAUUUCGACGCUCCUAACCCUGUUUCUGGCCGUUCAGAAAUGCUGCUGCGUCGCCAUGCCGAUAAAAUUUAAAAAUCAGUUUUCCAGAAGUCGUUGCCUCGCCGUCUCUGUUGGUAUCUACGGCGCGACCAUGGUUACGUUCAUUCCGUUCACCGUCAGCGCGCUACCACUCCAACCCGGCUUUGACAUCGCAACCAACUCUACGCGCCUCGUGUUUUGUUUCUCGCCAUUCUUCCUCAACCAGGUAUUCCCGGUGCUGAAAGGUAUUAGUUACAUAUCCAUACCGAUCGUUUCAGAAUUCACGGUUCUUCUUUGCACUAUUUUACUGACAGUUAAACUGAAUCAGUCUUUGAGGUUUAGAAAUCGGGCACACACCGCAACCACUACGGUACUUAAGGAUGAAAUAUUCUCAACAAAGACGCAUUUAUCACCAAUUGAGUCAAUUCCCGAUGUCUUGCUCAAAAGCCGUGAAGACCAGCCAAGUAAUGGAAAACCACAACUAGGGACACUGAAAAAACUUAAUGGAAAUACUUUUAGCACUUCUUCCUGCACGCCUGAAGCCAUGGACGGCUUUUCAGUGGAGAACGUGUCUCACAGACCAUCAAAUGAAGUCAAGGAAACUAUUCGGAGGAAGACCAACAAAUCGCGCGCUUUCAAGAAAGAGCUCCGCCUGACCCAGGCCGUCAAUGUCGUGGCUUUUAUCUUCGUGGUCCUCAACAGCCCGAACAUUGGGAUAUUUUUCACCAGUCUCGUGCUGCCCCAGUUCUCGGGGAUCGGAAAGUACGGCAACACGUACGCGGUGUGCCUGGAGAUCAACGACCUGUUGAACGUCAUCAACAUGUCAGUGAACCUGUUCGUCUACCUGAAGUUUAACUCAAGGUUCAAGCAGACAUUCGUCACAACGUUC